Molecule: messenger RNA, 1599 nt
Organism: Haliotis rubra (blacklip abalone)
Lineage: Eukaryota; Metazoa; Mollusca; Gastropoda; Lepetellida; Haliotidae
Exons: 4
Coding region: 143-1318 (391 amino acids)
Source: RefSeq, a predicted model, not a curated record
GAACACACCAUCUUAUAUCCGUGAACGCUGAUUGACGCAUGCAGCAUGUGGCUGUCGCAAGCGUGUUCUCAUCGAUCGCACGCGUCAAUGGACGUGGCCACAUCACAACAUAGACGGACGGCAGGAGAGGGAAUGUAAGGUUAUGGAGAGAAGAAAAUCGGGUACCAGCACAACUCAGAUGAUCAGGAAGGUCAUUUUGGCUAUGGCUGAACUUGAUCAGAGUAAACGGCCAUGGGCUGCCAUGAUGCUUGUCGCCUCCUGGUUUACGCUGUCCUGUGUCCAAGAUGUGUGCCUAUUCUAUUUCAUGCAAACAUCUGGUCAACUGGUAGGACCAAACAGUAUUGUUUUUCUGCCAGUUGUACUUUCACUGGCAGUGCUUGUUCUGUGCUUGGCUUCACUUAAACUCGAAUACCAGCAAAAGGAGAGCUCUUAUUUAGAAACAAUCUGUGUUAUCGUUCUGACUCAUCUCUCUGGUGUAUUCCUUGCAAACAUUUGGUUUCAAAUUCCUGAUGUCCAGUUUGGCAUCGCGGGCGGACUGAUGGAACCAGUAACAGCUCUUGUACUAAUCUAUAUAUGUACUGGGUACUUCGGAAACUCUACAAGGGCCUCAAGCUUGUGUAUCAUUUCUUUUGGGAUGAUCUUCUUCACAGUUAGUACAUCCAGUUUUAUCAAAAUGGAUAGGACAGUCCUCAUCAAACUUCUCUGUGGAAUGUUCUUCAUAUUAAGAAACAUUAGCGUCAAGUAUUUCCACGAAGAAAAGGUCCACAUUAUGCCCAGAACAAACAGGACGUUAUUAGGCAUCAUUGGAGGCAUGCCUGUCGUUGUCGUUGGACUUUCCUUGUACCUGGAUCCGGUUUGGGCGCUUCCACUUGUGUUGGCAGUUGUUACCUGUGUCCUUCAAGCAGCCACAACCUACAUAACAUGCGCACUCCUUCUCGAUAAAUUCAGCAUUACAACAGUUGCUGUUCUUAGUGCCGUUCUGCAGUUCACUGAGGCACAAGUUCUGGUGACAUCAUCGCGGACGCCAGUUGUCAUGGCGAUACUGGCGCUAGUGCUGCUGUGUGUGGGACUGUAUGUCUAUGCGCAGGAAACAGUGGAUACUGGACAUACCUUUCAGAGUCGGAAGAUUGUGUCAACAAAUGAGAUGUUCACACGGAUACAGUUUCUCCUCUUCUCUGCCAGUAUAUUUGGGGUUGUAUUCUAUGGUCUGCAGCCACGUGUGAGUCAGCGAGAUCUCCAAACCCUCAGUUAUGUGGGUUUGGACAAGGUCAUCCGUCGGCUACUCAGCAUUGACAUGCCAGAGGAACACGAGCACUGACGACAUGACCGAACUCUCGGGUGGUCAGUUCAACAGGAAAUGUAGUACUUUAGGGGAUAAGAAGUAUUUUUGUACAUAGGGUCUUUCAGUGAAUAUCCUUGAUGCGGGUGAUAUGUCUUAAGUAGCUGGCCAUGUGGUUUAUAGAGGGAGGUGUUAUACAAUCUGGUGCUUAGUUUCAGUUAGACCUUUACACAUUUAAUAGUGUGAUGUUUGAAACGUACAUGCCUAUGUGAUAUAAUAUUGUUAAUUCCAGGAUUGAUGAAAAUAAAGCAUUCAGACUA